AUGGCUGCAACAGACCAGCCUUCGGGCUUACUGGACAUUGCUAGCUCCCUUACACAGGAUGAAAUCCCGUUCAAACUGCGAUGCGCCAUCUGCAACAAGCUUGCGGUAAACGCGUUUAAGUUGCCUUGCUGCGAUCAAGCUAUUUGCGAAAACUGUCAAGCAUCGUUGCCGGAAACCUGUCUUGUCUGCGCACACACCCCCAUUUCGCCCGAUCUCUGCAAGCCGAACAAAGCUCUCCGAACCACCCUCAAGGCAUUUCUCCGAACCGAAGAGAAAAAAAGAGAGAAAGAAAGACAAUCUGCCACUCCAGUGGCUGGAAGCAGCGGGACUCCUCUGGAAGGAACCCCAGCGCAACAAGAAACGCCGGCAGUUUCCAGCACCCCUGAUCAGAAGACCACAGAGGGUGGAGCAGAGUAUAUUCAGGCAGCUGAUGCGCCACGGGACCAACCUACCGUCCAACCUAAUCCUACGGAACACCAGUCAAAUAGUGCUGAUGCAGCUCAAGAUGCUCCGGUAGAAGCUCAAGCUCAGGGAGAUGAUUCUGUUGCUAUGCGCGUCGAUGCGGGAGAACAGGCUGAUGUUGUGCAGCAGGAUGGGUCCGCUGAAGGGGACAAAAAUGAUGAGCCCCAUUUAGGUCAACCAACCGAGGAGGAGCUGAAUCAAGGCGAAGAGUCGAACCAGGUGUUUUCUAAUGAAAUGGAAUUCAAUGUGGCCCCGGGAGCGUUCCCUAACAUGGCUUGGAGCAACAACAAUGGCGGAUUUAAUCCGAUGGCCCAACAGUUCAUGGGUAACGCAAUGUUCAAUUUCCAGAAUCCAAUGGGGAUGUCCGGCAUGGCGAUGGGCGCGAUGGCCGCGAAUCAGGGGAUGCUUGGAGGCUACGGGAUGAAUAUGAAUGGCAUGAACAAUGGCAUGAGUAUGGGAAUGAAUUUCGACGUGGGUCAGGGGAUGUAUGGAGGAUGGGACGGUUCACAGAACAAUAUGUGGAAUGGAGGCCAAGAUAAAUUCAAUCCAAAUGCUUUCGCAAAUGGUAUGGGUCCACAGUAUGGGCCCUCACCUGGAUUUGGCGGAUAUAAUAUGUCUCAACCCAACGGAUUUCAUGCUCAUAUGCAGCAACAACAGUUUUCUAGCCAGAAUUAUCAGAGUGGCUAUCCUGGCCCCAGUUUUGGCAGAGGUAAUUUCCGGGGUCGCGACCGUGGAUUUAUCCCUAGUGGUGGCUCUGGCCGUGGCGGUUUCCCUGGACCUAUACAGGCUAAUUAUCAUCAUAAUGCUAACCACCCAGCGCUUCAAAGCCAUAACCCCCCUAGUUUCAAUCAAGAUAUGACAGCCCAAGAAGGCGUAUCUAUUGAGAUGUCAUCGGGUGAUCCCCGUACAGCGGAGACUAGGAAUGUCGAUGGCGCUGACGAGAAUGCCCCAAGCGGUGACCAGGACGUCGGCCAAGACCCAUCCUCAACUGAUAUCACUGGUGAGACAGGUGGUAAUAAAGAGCAUGUUCCUACGACUGUAGUGAGCGAAGCUACGGAAACGGAGGGUUCCCCACAACUUCGUGGUAUACCAACCAUUGACAGUCUCGACCAGGCGAACGCCCAAGCGAUCCCUACCGGCCCUAUGGGGAUAAACGUUCCUAUAGGGCCCGGUUUUGGAAGAAGUGGCUAUAUGCGUGGACCUUUCCCUGGGGGUCGUGGUGGUUUUGGUGGCCCCUUCCCUAACAUGCCGCCGGCGCCUAAGGUGCCAGGUGUCGAAGGUGCACCUGCGGCCCCUCGGGCGAUGCGAGAGGGCCUUCCCAACACCAGUAUUUUGCGACAACGGAAUUUUCAGGGAGCUGCCAGACCUUCUGUUCCCGCCACGAAGCCUUCCGAGGUUUCCCAGAGUACAACCCCUGCUGCCCAGGAAGACCAACAGCCGCGUUCGAGGUCCAAAUCGAGGUCGGGAUCUCACGUUAGAUCUCCAUCCAAGUCAAGAAGUCGCUCUCGAUCCCAUGCUCGAUCUCCAUCUUCCAGUGGCCGACGUAAUGGGCAACUCCCCAAGAGUGUUGAUAAAGACACAGAGGACCGCGACCGCAGACGUGGGGGGCGGAGAAUGGACGAGAAGCGUGACGAUCACCCAACUGCCGAGAAUGACCAUCGAACUCGCUCCCCUUCCCUCGAGUCCCGAAGAUCCUCCCAUCGUCGAGACAGGAGAAAUGAUCGCCGAUCACACCGCCCGCACCGUCGCAGCCGGAGUCCCAGCCGAAAUGGCGACGCCCGUGACGCCGAUCGUCCCGAAGAAAAGGGCCCCGACUCCCAAAGUAGGACUCCGGCAGUUGGUGAUGGUAUAGAUAGUUCUACCCGACGGUCAGGCAAGGACCGGGCCAAACGCCGCGAGGAAGAGCAGGAAAUAGAUGGGGAAUCCAGACGGAGGGAGCGGCAUCGAAAUCGUGAUCGCGAACGGGACAGGGACCGUGACCGUGACCGUGACCGUGACCGUGACCGUGAACGUGACCGUGAACGUGACCGUGACCGAGACAGGGAUAGAGAACGGGACCGUGACAAGCACCGUGAAAGAGACAGAGACCGCGAUCGUUAUCGAGGGCGAGAUCGUGAGCGUGAGCGAGAUAGGAAGCGCUCUCGUCGUGACCGCACCGAGUCACCUGUGGACAGCGAAUACUCAUCACGACACAAUUCCCGACGAAUCAAACGCGGCCGGGACGACGACAAUCGCACCAGUGAGCGCGAAAAUGCAAAGGACAAGGCUUCCACGAAGACAUCCGACCCUGAAAAAGACCCUCACACCCUGGAGCGAGAAGCCCGCAACCGCGAGCGCAUGCUCAAGGAAAAACAACGCCGGGAGGCGGUGAACGCUGAUCGCGACGGAGGCAAAUCUGGUCGCAGGCAUGAUAGUCGCCAGGAGCGAACACUUAGUGGAGGCCGACGACUAAGCUACAAAUACGAAGACGAGGAGAAUGAUGAUGCUCGAGCUGCUCGGGUGGAGAGCGAGCGGGAGGCCAGUCGAUGGUCGUGA
This is a messenger RNA of Aspergillus tanneri, 2997 nucleotides long. RefSeq lists its product as uncharacterized. The coding region runs from base 1 to 2997 and encodes 998 amino acids. The record is from RefSeq and is a predicted model, not a curated record. Lineage: Eukaryota; Fungi; Ascomycota; Eurotiomycetes; Eurotiales; Aspergillaceae. The transcript has 6 exons.